GUCGCAAGAACCCCUCAAACGACACGGCAACUCGCUCGUUAGACUACCUGGAGCUGUUGCAGAGAGUGAUGUUGCCCCGGCUCCCAUGCCCCUCCCCUGCCGCUGCGACACCAUGACUUCGGCUGCAGCGACCUCCUCCUUCAGCCCGGGCUUUCAUCAUCAGCCACGGCCGGGCCGCCGUCUACCACCGAUACACGGACGGCAGCCGGCGGGAUGGGCCGUGCUCCUGGCCGUCUUCGUCUGUCUCAUCUCACAUGCGGUGGCAGCCGCCGCACAUCCUCAGGCUCCCGUCGAGACCCUCAUCAUCGACCGCAGAUCUCCGGUUUGGGAUGGAGAACGAUGGCUCAUGCUGUCGGAGCAUGAGCUUGAAAGGCCGAGGAUGCAUGGGCGGGCUGCGACGGAGUCUUCGACCUCUUCGGCCUCUUCGGAGUCUUCCACGACCUCGGCACCCGCCUCCGUGACUACUACCUUCUCCAUCGCCGUGGGUUCCCCCCAAACGACCAGCUCGAGCACGACUGUCUCCGCGAGUCCCCUGCCCAGCAUUCUCGACAGCAUGCCAGCCAACUUCGCCCCGGGACCGAACGGCGCGCCCGCACCAUGCCCGAUCUUCAUCAAGUCGUUCCUCAGCGACCCGACCUUCAAGCAGUGCUACCCACUGUCGAUGCUCUUUGACUCAAAAUCUUUCUUCGAAGCGCAGAAAUCGCUCGUCGGCAUCACGCGGACUCUGGACGCAACCUGCGCGGCCAAUGCAACAUUCUGCAGCCAGUACCUGGCCCAACUCGCCCAGAAGCUGAUCGAAGAUGACAACUGCGGCGCCGAUUACAAGUCGGGCCAGGCCACGGUCGUCGACGCCUAUAACGAGAUGAUGGCCUACGCGCCCGUCUACAGCGCCGGCUGUCUCAAGGACCCGAACACGGGCGCCUACUGCUACGCCAACGCCGUCACCAACCAGACCAACCCCAGCUCGGCCUACUUCUACUUCCUCCCGCUCAACCAGUCUCUGCCCGGAACCACCGUCCCGGCCUGCAACGACUGCCUGAAGCAGACCAUGGCCAUCUACCAGGCCGCCACCGCCGACCGCCGCCAGCUGAUCGUCAACACGUAUGUCGCGGCCGCGAAGCAGGUCAACACCGUCUGCGGACCGGGCUUUGUCAACGAGUCGCUCGCCGCAGAGGUCAUCCCCUCGGCAGCCGUUCUGAGCCGGCCGUCUACGUGGCUCGCGGCGGCGCUGCCAUUGCUAGUGGUUACGCUGUGGCUUGUCUAGCCACGGUCAUCGAAUACAGUCACGAAAUCUUGCUCCGAUCUUCCCGAAUGAGCGCGGCUGUCACUGCCAGUUCCGGGCUCUUACAGUGGGAUCCGCCAUCUACGACUGGAUCGAACAUCCCACUCCCUACUCUACUUUUCAGUUUCAACUUCAGCGAU
Molecule: messenger RNA, 1422 nt
Organism: Thermothielavioides terrestris NRRL 8126
Lineage: Eukaryota; Fungi; Ascomycota; Sordariomycetes; Sordariales; Chaetomiaceae
Exons: 3
Coding region: 113-1264 (383 amino acids)
Source: RefSeq, a predicted model, not a curated record